Pogoniulus pusillus (Red-fronted tinkerbird) is the source of this 7631-nucleotide messenger RNA. It is a transcript of the gene GLI3, whose product is annotated as GLI family zinc finger 3. The transcript has 16 exons. The record is from RefSeq and is a predicted model, not a curated record. Gene Ontology annotation, biological process: regulation of transcription by RNA polymerase II; smoothened signaling pathway. Bases 325 to 5049 code for a protein of 1574 amino acids. Gene Ontology annotation, cellular component: nucleus. Gene Ontology annotation, molecular function: DNA-binding transcription factor activity, RNA polymerase II-specific; RNA polymerase II cis-regulatory region sequence-specific DNA binding. NCBI's taxonomy places the organism in Eukaryota, Metazoa, Chordata, Aves, Piciformes, Lybiidae.
GCAGUUUAUAAAUCGAUUCAGAAACUCAGAGAAGAAGUCAAAGAAAGAUGAAGAAAUGAAGUGGGAAAAAGAAUCAUGAUGGAAAUAUGGACAUGGAGUGGAAAAAGAAUUCUUCUGAAGUCCAAAUGUCGUCAGCCAAUGCACUUUUGGUGGGAGAAACGAGAGCCGCGCUAGGAGGAGGGGGCGGCGGUAGCGAGGAGCCCUGCAACAUCUGUAAAACUUGAAGGAGGCAGCGGCGAGAGGCGUGCGAGAGGCAGGAAAGCAGAGGGGCAACUUUUCCGACACGUAUUAGUGCAAGGAGAGCUGAAGUAAUGAGAAGUCAUCAUGGAGGCGCAGUCCCAUAGCUCUACCACUACGGAGAAGAAAAAGGUGGAGAAUUCCAUUGUGAAAUGCUCCAGUCGAACAGAUGUCAGCGAGAAAGCUGUUGCCUCCAGCACAACUUCCAAUGAGGAUGAAAGUCCUGGGCAGACCUAUCACAGAGAGAGAAGGAACGCGAUCACAAUGCAGCCGCAGGGUGGGCAAGGCCUCGGCAAGAUCAGUGAAGAGCCUUCCACGUCGAGCGAGGAAAGGGCCUCAUUAAUCAAGAAGGAGAUCCAUGGAUCUAUAUCGCACCUUCCCGAACCUUCUGUACCUUACCGUGGGACGCUCUUUACCAUGGACCCCCGGAACGGCUACAUGGACCCGCACUACCAUCCGCCUCACCUCUUCCCAGCAUUCCACCCUCCUGUACCAAUUGAUGCGAGACAUCAUGAGGGACGCUACCAUUACGAACCAUCUCCCAUUCCUCCUCUGCAUGUGCCUUCUGCCUUAUCUAGUAGCCCAACGUACUCAGAGCUUCCAUUCCUUAGAAUCUCACCACACCGAAAUCCUGCUGCGACAUCCGAGUCUCCCUUCAGCACCCCUCACCCGUACAUUAACCCCUACAUGGACUACAUCAGGUCCCUGCACAGCAGCCCGUCCCUCUCCAUGAUCUCUGCAGCCCGCGGCCUCAGCCCAACAGACGCUCCACACGCUGGCGUCAGUCCAGCUGAGUAUUACCAUCAGAUGGCUCUGUUGGCAGGCCAGCGCAGCCCCUACGCAGACAUCAUUCCUUCAGCUGCCACCGCAGGAGCUGGUGCUCUUCACAUGGAGUAUCUUCAUGCCAUGGACAGCGCCAGGUUCCCGAGUCCGAGGUUGUCAGCUAGACCGAGCCGAAAGCGUACCUUGUCCAUAUCGCCUCUGUCUGACCACAGCUUUGACCUUCAGACCAUGAUCCGGACAUCUCCAAACUCCUUGGUCACCAUUCUCAAUAAUUCCCGCAGCAGUUCCUCAGCCAGUGGUUCUUAUGGCCACUUAUCUGCAAGUGCAAUAAGCCCUGCUCUGAGUUUCACAUACCCUCCUACACCGGUAUCCCUCCAGCAAAUGCAUCAGCAGAUUAUAAGUCGUCAGCAAACCCUAGGUUCAGCCUUUGGACACAGCCCUCCGCUCAUCCAUCCUGCUCCGACUUUUCCUACCCAGAGACCAAUUCCUGGCAUCCCCAGUGUCCUGAACCCUGUCCAGGUCAGCUCUGGACCUUCUGAGUCCACUCAGCAGAAUAAACCCACAAGUGAAUCUGCAGUGAGCAGCACUGGAGAUCCCAUGCACAACAAGCGCUCCAAGAUAAAGCCUGACGAGGACCUGCCCAGCCCCGGAGCAGGAAGCGUGCAGGAACAGCCAGAAGGAAUGACCCUGGUAAAAGAGGAAGGGGACAAAGAUGAAAGCAAACAGGAGCCUGAAGUGGUUUAUGAGACAAACUGCCACUGGGAAGGCUGUUCCCGGGAGUUUGACACGCAGGAACAGCUCGUGCAUCAUAUAAACAACGACCACAUACACGGCGAGAAGAAGGAGUUCGUGUGCCGCUGGCUGGACUGUUCGCGGGAGCAGAAACCAUUCAAAGCCCAGUAUAUGCUGGUGGUCCACAUGAGGAGACAUACAGGGGAAAAGCCACACAAAUGCACUUUUGAAGGUUGUACAAAGGCCUACUCCAGACUAGAAAACUUGAAAACGCACUUGCGCUCUCACACUGGAGAGAAACCAUACGUGUGUGAACACGAAGGCUGCAACAAAGCUUUCUCCAACGCCUCCGACAGGGCCAAGCACCAAAACAGGACUCAUUCCAACGAGAAGCCCUACGUGUGCAAGAUCCCCGGCUGCACAAAGCGCUACACGGACCCCAGCUCCCUGCGCAAGCACGUGAAGACCGUGCACGGCCCGGAGGCACACGUCACCAAGAAGCAGCGCGGAGACAUCCACCCCAGGCCGCCGCCACCCAGAGACCCAGGCAGCCACCCUCAGACCCGGUCACCAGGCCAUCAGACUCAGGGUGCUAUUGGUGAGCAGAAGGACCUCAGCAACACUACCUCAAAGCGUGAAGAAUGCCUCCAAGUGAAAGCAGUCAAAGCAGAGAAACCAAUGACAUCUCAGCCAAGCCCUGGUGGUCAGUCUACAUGCAGCAGCGAACAGUCCCCCAUCAGCAACUAUUCCAACAAUGGGAUCGAGCUUACUCUGACCAGUGGUGGUAGUGUAGGAGACCUCAGUGUCAUCGAUGAAACCCCAGUCAUGGACUCUACCAUUUCCACAGCCACCACAGCACUUGGCUUACAGGCCAGGAGGAAUAUGACAGGGACCAAAUGGAUGGAGCAAGUGAAAUUAGAAAGGUUGAAACAAGUUAAUGGAAUGCUUCCAAGACUGAACCCCGUUCCACCUUCCAAAGCCCCGACCUUGCCACCUCUCAUAGGAAACGGUACCCAGUCGAACAGCAGCUGCAGUGUAGGAGGACCCAUGACUAUCCUGCCCAACAGGAAUGAACUUUCAAGUACGGACAUCACUGUGUUGAACAUGCUGAACAGGAGGGACAGCAAUACUAGCACAAUCAGUUCAGCCUACUUGAGCAGCCGCAGGUCCUCUGGAAUCUCACCUUGCUUCUCCAGCCGGAGGUCCAGCGACGCCUCCCAGGCAGAGGGAAGACCACAAAACGUGAGUGUUGCAGACUCCUACGACCCCAUCUCGACAGAUGCCUCCCGGCGCUCCAGUGAAGCGAGCCAGUGUGAUGACCUGCCAAGUCUGCUCGGCCUCACCCCAGCCCAGCAAUACAGGCUGAAAGCUAAAUAUGCAGCAGCUACUGGUGGACCCCCACCAACUCCACUGCCUAACAUGGAGAGGAUGAGCCUCAAAACAAGGAUGGCACUCUUGGGUGACUGCAGGGAGUCCGGAGUAUCUCCACUGCCUCCAGUGAAUGUCCCUCGAAGAUGCAGUGAUGGUGGGGCAAAUGGUUACAGCAGGAGGCAUUUUCUGUCUCAUGAUACUCUAGGAAAUGGGACAAGGAGAGCCAGCGACCCAGUAAGAAUGGCCUCAGACAACCUCUCUGUCCCUAGAGUCCAGCGUUUCAACAGUCUUAACAGCUUUAACCCUCCUGCUUUGCAUCCAUCCAUGGAAAAGCGCAACCUUGUUCUUCAGAACUACACCCGUUCUGAGGGUGGCGUCUUCCGUGGCUUCAGCUCCCCCUGUCCUCCGAGCAUCAGCGAGAAUGUCGCCCUGGAGGCUGCUACGAUGGAAGCGGGUGGCAGUCUGAACGAUGAGGAUCUCCUGCCAGACGACGUGGUUCAGUAUCUGAAUUCCCAGAACCAGGGCAUGUACGACCACUUGUUGAACAGUGUUCUAGACAGCAACAAAAUGCAUCACAGCUCACUGUUAGGAAACAACAACCCCAGCAACUUUGACCAAGCCUCUCCACCGAGCAGUCAGCAGGCAGGUUCUGAGGCAAACAAGAGUGACUUGCCGAUUCAGUGGAACGAAGUAAGCUCAGGAAGUUCUGACCUGUCUCCCUCGAAACUGAAAUGCGGUCAGCGCUCGGUGCAGCAGACCCGAGCCUUCGGACUGUAUAACAAUAUGAUGGUGCAGCAGCAGAGCCUGGAAAGAAGCAACAUGACCCAGCAGAACGGCUAUCAGAACCUGGUGGAGAACAGUGGUUCCUACGGUUUGCAGCCAAAUGUGCUUCUUGGCAGCGGAGCUGGUGAUGCCUUCAGCAUGCAGCCCGACAAGCCUUACAGCGACAGCAGCGGCAGGCAGGCAUUGAUGUCUGGGGCUAUGGACAAUUCCUGUGCCCUGGCAGUUCAAGGGCAGAAACUGAGAAGCAGCAAUGUGCCAGUCAGUGGGAACCAGCAAAAUUUUGUCCAUCCCAUGGCAUCCAGCGAUCAACCCAGCAACAUGGCAAACGGGAUGCAGAACAGGAACACGAUGGAACAGGAGUAUUUACAAAGCCAACCAGUUGGAAAUGGCAUUCAUUACCAGGGAGUCAAUCAGCCUGGUCAAAUGAUGCUAGGGCAGGUUAGUCCUACCUCACAAAGCAACCUGUAUCAGGGGCCGCAGAGUUGCCCACCGGUGUCUCACACCAUUGGUAGCCAGCCUUCAGGUUUAUUGGUGGCCAAAAGUUACCAGCCGUGCUCUAAUUACAGUGGCAACAGACGGCAAACCACGUCGAGAACCAACCUGGCACAACAGCAAGGACACGUAAGUGAUGGCAACCAGACAUACAGGGUAAACACCAUUAAGACGGAGAUGCAAGGUCAGUCACAGCAGUUCUGCUCUAACAUGCAGAAUUACUCUGGUCAGUUGUAUGACCAAAGCACAGGCUUUAGCCACCAAGCUAUGAAAACAGCUUCUUUCUUUGGUUCAGAAGCUAACUGCCUGCUGCAGGGGACUGCGACUGCAAACUCAUCCGAGCUUCUUUCCCCGGGGGCUAACCAAGUGUCAAGCACAGUUGACAGCAUUGACAGCAACAGCCUAGAAGGUGUGCAGAUUGAUUUCGAUGCUAUCAUCGAUGAUGGGGACCAUGUCAGUUUAAUUUCAGGAGCCCUGAGCCCAAGUUUCAUUCAGAACCUCUCCCGCAAUUCCUCGCGCCUCACCACUCCCCGAGCGUCUCUUACAUUCCCAGCUAUGCCCGUAAGCACAACCAACAUGGCUAUUGGGGACAUGAGCUCUUUGUUGACCUCACUUGCAGAAGAAAGCAAGUUUCUUGCUGUUAUGCAAUAGACAUUAAAAAACAAACAAAGGAACGAACAAAAACUAAAACACCAACCCAACAAGCAACAAAGUACCCUUAGGAGAUAACAGAUGGGAAAACAAAAAAGACUCAUAUUUUUUAGUUGUGUAUGUAUUUUAGCAAUCUCAUCUCACCUAAAUGGGAUGUGUUUCAAGUAUAUUCCUUUUAUGGAAUAAGGACUCUGAAAACCCUAAAGUGUUCUAGGGAGAAACUGUCUUCCAUUUCAGUUUUCAAUCAGUAUUGCUACACCCAUUCCCCCCCCACCUCCGCCUUCUCUGUUUUCUCUCUCCCCCCCUCCCCUUUAUGAAUGUCUGUAUGCUUCCUUUUUGUCCCCUUUUCAUUUUGUUUGGGUUUUUUUAUAACUGUAACCCCAUGUAAAGGUGUGAAGUGCAUGUUUUUGCUUUGUUCUGGGGGAUUUAUUUCUGUAAAGAUAGGGCUGAUGAAAUGGCUUUGUGAUUUGCUCGAAAGAAAGCUAAGCCUUGGAAAACUGUUGGAACUUUCCCCCCCUCCCUAAACCUAUAGGCACAAAAUAAGCAGUGUGAAGUGAGCAUACAGUAGUGGGAUCCUCUCUGGAUGCACAGGGUACAUCACACCAAGGUGGGCAACCAGUUUAGAAAGGCGCUGCUGUGGCACCCCUGGGCUGUAGGUUUAGAGUCAUGGAGCACAAAUGAGGAGGUUCAAGCAACUCAGAAAUGUGGAAGUUAUCAGCAAAUGUUUGAGGUUUUUGUGAGCACACAGAGCUGUCACUGCCUUGUGUAAUGGUGCUGGGAUCCUGUCACAUGUGAUCCCUUUCAGAGGAAGGAGAGGACCAGGAAGGUAUCCUUAGUCCAGCUCUCCCCUUUUGCAGUGUUUGGUAUUCUGGUUCUCAGCCUUCUUUUUAAAUGACUGGCCAGUGACAUUCUGGGCGUGCUCAGUGACGUGGGCAGUCUGUGAUCCCUUCUUUACGUACCACGUUUAUGGAGAGAUGAUCAGCGUCUCAUGGAGGCUUUCAUGCCAUAGAACAGCAAACUUUCUGUAUUCCAUCCUGGGGGAUUCUGGUUUAGGUUUUGUUGUUGUUGUUUGUUUUUUUGGUCGGGUUUCUUUUAUGCGAAUUGUUGAGUUGUGUUUUGCUGAGCCACUGUUUGUUCUUACUCACAGCAGCAGUUCCCUUGCCAGGAGAACUUUCUUGUACACCCCUUGUAGCACACACAGCCCCACGGAUGGAUUGUCUGUUUUACAAGGUCUGCUGGUUGGUGUAACACACAGCUCUGGUUUCCAAAGCAUCAUGGCUGUGGCACGUCACAUGUAGAGAACAAACAAAUAACCCAGUUCUCAGGCUAGCCAAAUAGACCAGAGUGGUUGUGCUCAAUCUCAUAGCUUAAGCUGCAUCCAAGCUUUACAAAGUGAAGGAUUUUAAGCUGCCAUUAGGACCAGCAGAGAAACAAAGUGGAACAGCAAGUCAGUCUGGUAACUAACCAAAACUCAAGAAAACCAACCCAGCCUCUCUCAGUGACACCAAUGUGCAUUUCAUUUCAAAGCAAACCAGCAGGGCAGUGCCCAGGCUCAGCUACACCAGCAAAAACUGUAACCAGUGUGCUGUGGUUGUGAAGCUGCUUACCGGCAGAGGUGAGUGGCAUUUCCUCUCUGAGCAUGAGCCCUUCUGGCAUGGUUUUUGGUUUUGCUGUGCCGUCCUCCAUGUCAGCACUCCUGGAAACACAGUGCUCCUGGGAAAACAGGUUGGGAUGGAGAAGAGUUACAAGAUCAAGGUUUAAGCUAAUCCACUCCUAGAACCUGCAUGCAUGUCCAGUCCUUGCAAACUUCUCAACUAAAUCCCAAUAGUAAUCUGUUGCUAUGGGGUGUAAGUGGUGCAAGCACUUACAGUCAUGGAUUCAAUGGGAGGAGCUGCUGCUAGAGUAGUAAUUCAGUGAGGAAGGGGGAGUAUGGUCAGUUUUGCAAUACAGAUAAAGUUUAACCCAGAUAAAAUUAGGAGUAGCACCAGAAGGUGCUGUCUGUAGAACUCAUAAGCCAUAGCACUCAAUUGCUUUUACUGUAAAAAAAUGUGAAAUUCCGGCUAAUUCAGGACAUGCCACUUGAGGAAUGUGUAGGAAUACAGCCUCAGCAAAGCUGUGGGAUAACACUCAGCUAUUAACAGCUGUUAGAUUGAGAGAAAGAAGCUGUAAGUCAGCAGGAAAACUUCAUAGGAAUCCAGUGCUGGGGCCGUGUUUGGGCUCCUCGCAGGACGUACCAAGUGAUUGCACUCUGAGCUGGAAUGUCAGAAAUCAGGACAAAUGUAAAUAUCCUGCAGCUUUUAUCACCAGCCAGCUCCCAUCUUUCACCCUAGCUUUAGCAAGCAUUUCUUCUUUCCUCUGUCUCUUGCAUGCAUAUUCCCCCUGCCCUGUUUUUUCCCACUCACCUCCCAAGUUCCCUGCCUGUGACCAGCUAUCACAGCCCUCCUGAAGCCUUUCCCUGAGCCUCCUGGGAAAUCCACCACAGCUCACCAAGGAGAACAGUUGCCUUGCUGUUCAGCAUGCCCAGAGAGGGACCUGCUGCCCUUACACAGCCCUUGCUCCUGCCGUGCUGCUGGGGUCAGGAG